AUGUCUGCGGAGAGCUCGGGGCCGGAGCCGGGGCCGCUGUGCCCCGAGCACGGCCAGGCUCUGAGCUGGUUCUGCUGCUCCGAGCGACGGCCCGUGUGCGCCGCCUGCACCGGGCUGGGCGGCCGCUGCCGGGGGCACCGCGUCCGCCGGGCCGAGGAGCGCGCGGAAGAGCUGCGGAACAAGAUUGUGGACCAGUGUGAGAGGCUGCAGUUUCAGAGUGCCAGCAUCACCAAGUAUGUGGCUGAGGUCCUGCCAGGAAAGAACCAGGGAGCAGUGAGCACGGCCAGCGCGGCACGGGAACUGGUCAUCCAGAGGCUGGGUCUGGUGAGGAGUCUGUGCGAGAGUGAGGAGCAGCGGUUGCUGGAACGGGUACACGGCGAAGAGGAGCGGGCCCACCAGAGUAUCCUGACACAGCGAGUACACUGGACUGAGGCACUGCAGAAGCUCGACACCAUCCGGACCAGCCUGGUGGACAUGCUCACCCACCUGGAUGACCUCCAGUUGAUUCAGAAGGAACAGGAGAUUUUUGAAAGGACUGAGGAAGCAGAAGGCAUUUUGGAUCCCCAGGAGUCGGACAAGUUAAACUUUAAUGAGAAGUGCAUUCGGAGCUCACUACUUACCCAACUCUGGGUGACCGCGGUUCUUGGGUCCCUCUCAGGCACAGAGGACGUGCGUAUUGAUGAGAGGACCGUCAGCCCCUUCCUGCAAUUGUCAGACGAUCGAAGGACCCUGACCUUCAAUGCCAAGAAGUCCAAGUCCUGUGCAGAUGGCCCGGAGCGCUUUGACCACUGGCCCAAUGCCCUGGCCGCCACCUCCUUUCAGGCUGGGCUGCACACCUGGAUGGUGAACGUCCAGAACAGUUGUGCCUAUAAGGUGGGUGUGGCCUUAGGCCAGCUGCCCCGAAAGGGCUCUGGCAAUGACUCCCGGCUGGGCCACAACGCCUUCUCCUGGGUCUUCUCCCGCUAUGACCAGGAGUUUCGUUUCUCGCACGCUGGGCAGCACGAGUCCCUGGCACUGCUGCGUUGCCCCGCCCAGCUGGGCGUGCUAUUGGACUUGCAGGCACAGGAACUGCUGUUCUACGAGCCGGCCUCGGGUACGGUGCUCCACACCCACCAUGUGCCCUUUUCUGGGCCCCUCUUCCCGGUCUUUGCCGUGGCCGACCAGACCAUUUCCAUCAUCCGCUGA
Messenger RNA from Puma concolor (puma), 1185 nucleotides. It is a transcript of the gene BSPRY, whose product is annotated as B-box and SPRY domain containing. The record is from RefSeq and is a predicted model, not a curated record. NCBI's taxonomy places the organism in Eukaryota, Metazoa, Chordata, Mammalia, Carnivora, Felidae. Gene Ontology annotation, molecular function: zinc ion binding; protein binding.